Molecule: messenger RNA, 1446 nt
Organism: Coniophora puteana RWD-64-598 SS2
Lineage: Eukaryota; Fungi; Basidiomycota; Agaricomycetes; Boletales; Coniophoraceae
Product: HAD-like protein
Exons: 2
Coding region: 1-819 (272 amino acids)
Source: RefSeq, a predicted model, not a curated record
AUGGCAAAGGUCAAGUACAUCCUUUUCGACUGCGACAACACUCUCGUUCAGUCCGAGAGCCGUGCUUUUGAAGCCUGCUCUGAUCUUGUCAACGAGGUCAUCGCAAAGUACAAGCCUAAUCCCACAACAUCCCUGCAACCAAAUGCCCGCCCCAUCCCAGACGAGCCCUUGACGCCAGCCAUCCUACACGAGAGAUAUCUCGGCAAGAACUUCCGCAACAUGCUCGUCUCUCUUAGACAAGAAUACGGCCUCACACCCAGCGAUUCCGACAUCGACGCCUACGUCGACCUCGAAGUCGCUCGCGUCAUAGAGAAGCUCAACAAGAGAUGCGAGCCCUGCCCAUGCGUCGAAGCUGCGCUCACCUGGGCACGCACCCAGGGAUACCCGAUGGCCGUCGUCAGCACGAGCGCCAAACCACGCGUCCUCGCGAGCCUCGAGAAAGCGGGGCUCAUGCCUUUCUUUGAUGAAGAGCACGUCUUCUCCGCCGCAACGUCGCUCACUCCGCCGAGCAGCAAACCUGACCCGGCGAUCUACGAUCACGCGUGUAAACAACUGGGCGUCAGACCGGAAGAAUGCGUCGCGGUUGAGGACAGCAAUAGCGGGGCGACGGCUGCAAAAAGGGCAGGGAAUGGCAGGGGCAUUCCACUGAUCGGGUAUGUCGGGAUUUAUCAGGCCGAAGCAGGCGAUGAGGUCGAAAAGGGCCGGAUCAAGAUGGAGGAGAUGGGGGAAGGGCUGGUCGAAGGAAGCGGGAAUGCAGUUGUUAUGGAGGACUGGAGCAGCUUCCAAGUUUGUCUGGCAGAAAUCGAGUCGCGCAUGUAGAGUUGUCACAACGUUCGAAAGCAUAUUAACGAUAACAAAGUGCAGAGUAUGUACACGGGAAUACAAAAUAAGUUAUCCAUCCGACCAAGAACACCUGUCACCCGCAUCACCCAUCAGUAUAUACGUCCGAUACCAGUACAUAUCGGACAAGGGUGCUCGUUAAACAGCACCGGCACUACACCCCUCCCGUGGCACUUUGGGCAGACCUCACCGCCAAGACGCGGAUCUCCCGGGGCGACAGAAAUCGCACCCGGACUAGGUGCAUACAUCCCGACGCCCUGAGGAGGGUUACGCGCGUAGUACGUAUGCCCUUGUCCUGGUCCUCCACCAUAACCACCUCCUCCGUACGACUGGUGAUGCUGGGGUGGUGGCGGACCACUAGGCGGGGCGUACGCAGACGCAUACGGGUCCCCGCGAUACUGCCCAUGCGAUGACGAGCGGGAGCCCGAUGACCUCGAGACGUUCGUCUGUACUGGUCGUGGAAGGGGACGCUGGAGCUUCGAGCCCUUGUUGGACAUCUCGGAGCUCCAGGGCGUGUAGGUGAUCGCGCCGCGGUAGGGCUUGCUGUACUUCUGCCAGCACUUGUUGCAUGGUUCGGAGGGGUCGUAAUUGAGGUAGCCAGUGUUC